Molecule: messenger RNA, 1257 nt
Organism: Psilocybe cubensis
Lineage: Eukaryota; Fungi; Basidiomycota; Agaricomycetes; Agaricales; Agrocybaceae
Product: Vacuolar membrane protein
Exons: 5
Coding region: 1-1257 (418 amino acids)
Cellular component (GO): membrane
Source: RefSeq, a predicted model, not a curated record
AUGUCCGUACUUAAUGACGACUCCCUUCCAAGUACAUUACCAGAUGUCGACCAGCCGUCAUGUCAGCUUUUGGGGCCUACUGCUUUGAUUGUGCAAGCCUUGAUGGGUCUUCUUGUAAUACUUUCACUCGUUUAUAAGAGGCAUAGAGAGACACCAAAGCGUCCCUGGAGAAUCUGGCGACAGAUAUUGGGCCAAGCGUUCGUGCAUGGUGCCAAUCUUCUCGUUUCCGACCUUGUCUCAAGUCAUACAUCCUCAAAUGCCUGUGUAUCAUAUUUUCUCAAUAUCUUAAUUGACACCACCUUUGGCGUCGCUCUUAUCUACGUGACUCUUCACGCCCUUACCAAUCUAUUUACGGAGAAGCUCCAUAUGAAGGGGUUUGAGUCGGGUGUUUAUGGGACCCCUCCUUCAUUCGAAUAUUGGGCUCGUCAAGCAGCCAUCUACGUUCUCGCUUUGACUACCAUGAAAGUAGUUGUCAUCACUAUUUUAAUAUUUUUUCCAGGCAUUUAUGUGGCUGGAGAAUGGCUGUUAAGCUGGACAUGGAGUGACGAUGGAGACAGUCUACAAGUUGUGUUUGUCAUGGGAAUUUUUCCCAUUUUGAUGAAUGUGCUUCAGUUCUGGCUUAUCGAUUCUAUCGUCAAGGCCUCUGCCGCGGGUUCGGUAGCAUUGGAUGUGGAGCAAGGCAAUUAUCAGGACCGCGAACCUUUGUUUAAUGCAGCGGACGAUGACGACGAACAUUCAGAAAGAUUUAAUGCAGAUGCUACAAGAACUUCCCGCCAUUCCCUUUCCUCUCUCGAAUCUGGAGGCUCGCGCGAGAACGUUUCGUUUGGCACAGAAACUACUACCACUACACUGCCAGAUGAACGCAAAUCAGCUGGAAGCUCUUCUCGGCACACUGUAGACGUUCACGAAUAUCCGCCGAGUCUCUCAAGUAGUUUUUCAUCCAAUGCAUCUGCACCUACUAGCAGCAAAGUUCCGAGAGAAGCAAAGAAUCUUCAGAAGAAGUCGAAACGACGCCAACCGUUGUCGCCCCUGCCGCUGCAUUCCACCAAAAACGUCUUACAUUCAUCCAGUCAUACCAAAUCUACUAUACCCGCUACCCCAAGCCCUCCGGUUGAACCUUCAGUGAACAUUCAGGAUCGUGGUGAAUGGCCGGAUGUUUGGGACGAAUCAAACGAGUGGGAUCAACCAAACGAUCACAAGCAAAUUAGUUUGACCCAUGAGUGGAGUAAUUCACAAGCUAAACGGACGAAUCCCUGA